Messenger RNA from Loa loa (African eye worm), 1049 nucleotides. Its product is annotated as ZIP Zinc transporter. NCBI's taxonomy places the organism in Eukaryota, Metazoa, Nematoda, Chromadorea, Rhabditida, Onchocercidae. Gene Ontology annotation, biological process: zinc ion transmembrane transport. Bases 1 to 1044 code for a protein of 347 amino acids. Gene Ontology annotation, cellular component: membrane. Gene Ontology annotation, molecular function: zinc ion transmembrane transporter activity. The record is from RefSeq and is a predicted model, not a curated record. The transcript has 6 exons.
AUGAUUCGAGGUUGGAAUACCGUACCACAAGCAUUUAUUGCUUCAUUGUUUACAUGGGGUGUUACCGCUCUUGGUGCAGCCAUUGUUUUCUUCACACCGCCGUCGAGUAAAAAACUACUGGAUAUUAGUUUGGGUUUUGCUGCUGGAAUUAUGACAGCAGCAUCAUUUUGGAGUUUGUUAGCACCGGCAAUCGAAUUAGCAGCAGUAGAAAUGGGCUCCUUUGCAUUUCUUCCAGUCGCAGUUGGUUUUGCUGUUGGAGCAGCUUUUGUAUAUGCUGCUGAUCGGAUAAUGCCAAGUUGUGUGCUUUCGGACAUCUCAGUGGUGGAUCUGUUAAAGGAAGAUGCCGCGGUAGUCGAUACUAAAGCAGUUAAACCGUUGGAUGUAAUUGUUGAAGAAAGCAUAUCAAUGGUGAAACUUAAGGAAUCAAACGAUAAUAUUGCACGGAUCCAUCAGACGGAUGAUUCCACAGCUACUGCUAACAAUGCGGAUGGAAAUACUUCAGAUGCAACAACAACAGCUGUAACAGUGAUGGAAAAUGGCAAUCGAGCAGUUGAUAAAGAACAGGCUCUUAUCUCAUCUGUUUCGUGGCGGCGCAUCCUUUUGUUAAUUGUUGCUAUCACGGUGCAUAACAUUCCGGAAGGUUUAGCUGUUGGUGUUGCAUUUGGUUCUAUUGGGAAAACAGCCAAGGCAACCUUCGAAUCGGCUUUUGCAUUGGCUAUUGGUAUUGGUUUGCAAAAUUUCCCGGAAGGACUAGCCGUUUCACUUCCACUCGCUGCUUUCGGUCAUAGUAAACUAAAGUCUUUCUUUUACGGGCAACUAUCCGGUGUGGUAGAGCCAUUGGGAGCAUUAGCUGGUUCAACUGUCGUGAUCAUAAUGGAACCGAUUUUACCGUAUGCUUUAAGUUUUGCUGCAGGUGCAAUGAUUUAUGUUGUUCUGGAUGAUAUUAUACCGGAAGCACAACGAAAUGGUAAUGGUCGAUUGGCAUCUAUAAGUUCAAUUGUUGGUUUCUUGGUUAUGAUGGCGUUGGAUGUUGGUUUGGGCUGAUUAUA